AUGAAAUUUAAAAUUUAUUUAAACAAAGAAGCCAUAUAUAAAAGCACGAUAACUUGUGUUGGUUGGAGUAGCAACAACGAAGUUUAUUCAUGCGGUGAUGACUGUCAGAUCGUAAAAUGGACAACAUCAAGUCGUGAGUUUGUUCAAGUUGCAAAGAUUCCCGACUUUGUUCCUUCUGACUUCAAUUGGUUGAUUGCAAAGUCGGGUGGGAAGAGUAAUGAAAAUUUACUCAUUUCAUCAACGGACGGACGUUUCAUAAUUCUUAACAAAGGUGCGAGAGUUGAGAGAAGCAUUUCAGCACACAACGCUGCAAUCACAUCAUGUCGAUGGAGUUCUGACGGUUCGGGAUUGCUUACGGCGGGGGAAGAUGGAAUCAUAAAAAUCUUCUCUCGAGCUGGAAUGUUGAGAUCAACAGUUAUUCAGAAUGAAGGUUUGAUUGUUUGUGCCCGCUGGUCACCAAACUCACUGACAAUCGCUUAUUGUCAAGGCAACGCAAUCGCCUUAAAACCUUUAGCAGCAAACAGUAAACUGAUUAAAUGGCAAGCUCAUGAUGGAUUAGUUCUUGCGUUAUCAUGGUCACCAGAAUCAGAACACAUCGCUUCAGCUGGUGAAGAUACUCGUUACAAGAUUUGGGACACUCAAGGCACAAAUCUUUACACGAGCGCACCUGACGAUUAUCCGAUUACGACAAUCGAUUUCAGCCCUGAUGGGAAUCUUCUUGCUGUUGGAGGUUUUAAUAUGUUGAAACUUUGUCAUUCAAGCGGCUGGAGUCAUAAUGUCACUCGAUUUGAAGACAAACCUGUUGGAUCGUUAAUGAAUGUCUCAUGGUCUCCCGACGGUACACAAAUUCUCUCCGGAUCAAGCUCCGGCAACAUUGUUUUCGGUCACGUCGUUGAGAGGGAAAUUAUUUACAAGAAUUUGAAAGCAAUGAUAACUGGAAGGCGAGUGAUUGUCAUGAAAGACAUCGUUAAUAAUACGACUGACACAUUGGAUUUCUCGGAUCGCAUAAUUAAAUGGGAACUAGGCUAUGGUCACUUAGUCGUAUCAACUGCUAAUCAAUUACAUAUCUUCAAUGAAAACUAUAUAAACACACCGAUUAUCAUCGAGCGUGCAGACGUGCGAAUUAUCUUGUUGGCGAAGAAAAACUUUCUAGUUGUUGAUAAUGCUUCGAUAUGGAUCUACACAUACACAGGUCGACUUCAUCUUAAUCCACGUUAUUCUGGAUCGCAAGCACAAGUUUUUCAUUUGACACAUCAAACAAUAUCACUUGGCGUUGAUGUUCUUGCUGUAAGAGAUUUUUCUGAUCAAACAAUCGUGCAUAUCUUCGAUCUAUUGCCUGGUGCUUCACGUCAAGAAGAUGCUUAUCAAGUGAAACAUAAACAACUUAUCACAGACAUUAGUGUCAAUCGAGCCAGUUCUGGUGACGAUCAAUAUCUUACUUUCAUUGAUUCAAAUCGUGACUUGUAUUUGACAUCAAUACGAAGCGGAUCUGAUUAUAAUUUGCAUAAGAUUGGAACUCAAUUAACGAGUGUUAUGUGGUCGAGUGAGUGUAAUGUGCUUGUUGGAUUGCAUGACUCCUGUUACAGUAUCUGGUACUGUCCAGGAGAAGCUUGUACCGAUCCAUCGUUGAUUGCAUUAACGACCUUGUCGUAUGACACGACAGAGUUCGGAAGAAACAUUUCGCUGGUUAAUUUUGAUGGAUUAACCAUCACGUUCUGUGCGUCCGGUUCAAACUUCACUGUCACAGCGAAGAUUUAUUGCAUUUUAAUUCACAAGCUUGUAAGUGAGAAUCAGUGGGCGAAAGCAUUAAAAAUCUGUCGGAUGGGGCAAAGUACAUUGCUGUGGGCUUGUUUAGCUGCAUUAUCAUCGAAACGCAAUCAACUUGAUAUCAGCGAAGAAGCUUAUUCAUCAGCAUUGCAAAUUGACAAAGUUGAUUACAUGAAUUUCGUAAAAGAUUUGAACGAGAAUGAACAAAUGGCUGAGAAUGCCAUCAUGAAUGGAGCAAGAGUUGAAGAAGCUGAAACCAUUCUGUUACAUAAUAGGAAAAUUGCGGAAGCAAUUCAAUUUUGUAUUCGAUUACAUCGAUGGAAUCGAGCAUUGGAAAUCGCUGAUAAGAACUCAAUCGAUGUAAAACUGGUGCUCGAUGAAAGAGUUAAAUACCUGACGGCCUUACAGAAGACGGAGACCGAUAAUGACUUCAUCAAAAACAAUGCGAAAUUUUCAUCAGCGAGAAAUGAAAGCAGCGAACUUUGA
Molecule: messenger RNA, 2253 nt
Organism: Clunio marinus
Lineage: Eukaryota; Metazoa; Arthropoda; Insecta; Diptera; Chironomidae
Source: the annotation of a GenBank genome assembly